Messenger RNA from Aethina tumida (small hive beetle), 1267 nucleotides. RefSeq names its product deoxyribonuclease TATDN1. Gene Ontology annotation, cellular component: cytosol. The record is from RefSeq and is a predicted model, not a curated record. Gene Ontology annotation, molecular function: 3'-5'-DNA exonuclease activity. Lineage: Eukaryota; Metazoa; Arthropoda; Insecta; Coleoptera; Nitidulidae. The transcript is spliced from 6 exons. The coding region runs from base 151 to 1053 and encodes 300 amino acids.
AAUAAAAUAAAUAUAUAAAUUAAAAUAUAUUAUAACGACUGCAUAUUUAAUUUUUUCUUUAAAGAUCUGAUCGACAACGCAACCGUGAAGUACAUAAGUGUUCUCCGGUAGGUAGUCUGUGACAUCAAGCAUAACCUAUCAGAAGAAACGAUGUCUAAAAUAAGAAAAUAUAUAGAUAUUGGCGCGAAUUUAACAGAUGCCAUGUACAAUGGCAUUUAUAAUGGUACAAGAAAACAUGAUCCUGACUUGGAGCAUGUUUUGCAAAGGAGUUGGAUUGCUGGUUUGGAAAAACUUAUAAUAACUGGUGGUAAUUUAGACGAGAGUACAAAGGCUGUAGAACUGGCUAAGCAAGAUGACCGAUUGUAUAGUACAGUUGGUUGUCAUCCUACCAGAUGUUUAGAGUUUGAAGAAAAUCCUCAAAGUUACCUUGAACAACUGAAAUCGUUGAUUCUAUCCACAAAUUCAACAAAGAAAAAAAUUGUGGCAGUUGGUGAAUGUGGUUUGGAUUAUGAUAGAUUACAAUUUUGUCCAGCAGAUGUUCAAAAAAAGUAUUUUGAAUAUCAGUUAAAACUUAGUGAAGAUGUUAACUUACCGUUAUUUCUGCACUGCAGAAAUGCUGCUGAUGAUUUAUAUGAUAUACUCUCAAAAUUCUCCAAUUUGAAGGGCGUAGUACAUUCCUUUGAUGGUACAAUUGAACAUGCUCAAAAAUUUAUAGAAUUGGGAUUUUAUAUUGGACUUAAUGGAUGCUCACUGAAAACAGAAGAUAAUUUAAAAACAGUACAGGCUUUGCCAAAGGACAAAAUAUUAAUUGAAACUGAUUGUCCUUGGUGUGAAAUUCGACCAACUCAUGCAGGUCAUAAAUUUAUUACAAAGGAAAACCAAAGUAUACCUUCUGUUAAAAAGGAAAAAUGGAAAGCAGAUUCUAUGAUUAAAGGCAGAAAUGAACCAAAUAAUAUAAGGCAAGUCUUGGAUAUCAUUGCCGCCGUUAGAAAUGAAAAUCCUGACGAAUUAUGUGAUAUCAUAUAUAAUAAUACCAUUAACUUAUUUUUUUAAUAAACGUUUUUAUUUGCCAACCAAUAGCUUUUUUCUAAAACAAAAAAAAAACGAAACACAAGUUAAUCAAAAUUAUAUAUUGCAUAACAAAAAUGAGACUUUUAUACAAAUACAAAUAAAUUAAUAUAUAAAAAGAUGGUCAACAAAUUUAUAUAAUAAAUACAAUACAUGUGACAAUAAGUCUUCAUAAAUUGUUUUUUUUUUUUUGUUAAUU